AUGAACCCAAGAGACAUAAAAGUGCCGUUUCCGCCUCAAAUCAAUCCAAAAGAUCUCCUAGAAAAACGAAGGCAAAAUCGAGUAUCGUCAAAAAGUCCAAAUGCAUUCUUCAUUUAUCGUAUUGCAUAUUUGGAUCAGUUAAAGUUAUAUAAGCAUCGAAUUAAAAUGACGGACAUGUCUGGUUAUGUCAGUGCAUCCUGGAAAAAUGAGCCAUCUCAUGUUAAAGCAGAAUAUAAAGAACUUGCUCGUAAGGUUGGAAGAUUAGUAAUUGACGCAAGGCAACAAGCACUAAACACCAACUCUUUAACGAAUAACCCGCAGCAAUCACACAUAAAACAGCCUCCUACUUCUCCAAUUCUUUUCAAUUACUCGCAAAUUACGAAUGUUGAAGGGAAUCAUUCAUUUAUUAGUAAUCAAUUUUCGCCAACUCCGUUUCUCAGUGAUGGACAAGUUCCUGCCUAUAGUCAUAUUUCUGACGUUCAUCAACAAUCGAAUUUUAACUAUUAUAGUGAUUAUGACAAUCCUGAUGAUUCAUCGAAGAAAAUUUGGGUCCCUCAAAUAGCUACGAUAAAAGAUGAUAAUAAUAAGACUAUUUUAAAUUAG
Messenger RNA from Funneliformis geosporum, 603 nucleotides. NCBI's taxonomy places the organism in Eukaryota, Fungi, Glomeromycota, Glomeromycetes, Glomerales, Glomeraceae. The record is from the annotation of a GenBank genome assembly.